This is a messenger RNA of Vollenhovia emeryi, 2298 nucleotides long. RefSeq lists its product as uncharacterized. NCBI's taxonomy places the organism in Eukaryota, Metazoa, Arthropoda, Insecta, Hymenoptera, Formicidae. The transcript is spliced from 5 exons. The record is from RefSeq and is a predicted model, not a curated record. The coding region runs from base 1 to 2298 and encodes 765 amino acids.
AUGCAGGUACCGAGUCGGGCCGAUAUUCGUCUACCGAUUGAGGCUACGGUACUAUUUCGCAUUUCUUUACCCUUGCCGAACGGCGGGAUUGGGAAUCGACACUGGGAGCAUUUGGACGGGUUGCCGCUUGCCGACCCCAAGUAUUACUUCCCUCGCUCGAUCGACGUCCUCUUGGGCGCAGAGGUAUUCGUCUCGAUUCUUCGUGAUGGUUGUCGAAAGGGAGGAGGAGGAGAACCCGACGUCUUCAACACAAUAUUCGGUUGGGUGCUGAUGGGCGCGGUCUCCCCUCACUCUCCGAGAGUCUCUCAUUCCUUCAUGACGACUCUCGAUUCAAUUGAUGACGCGGUGGGUAGAUUCUGGCGACUGGAGGAAAUCCCUGAUUCUCCUUCUGGCUCUAAGGAAGACAUACGCUGCGAGGAGUUGUUCAAGCAAACUACUCGUCGUGAGUCAUCUGGUCGUUUCGUGGUAUCGUAUCCCUUUUCAAGGGAUCCACCUUGCUUUGUUGAUUCUCGCUCUAUAGCACUCAAUAGAUUUCGUUCGCUCGAGCGUCGUUUCAAAGCGGACGUCACCUUCAAGACUGAUUACUGCAACUUCAUGCAGGAUUAUCUUGACAGUGGGCAUAUGGAACUAAUAGAGCGACCCUACCCAGUCGACGGGCCGAUCUAUUAUCUGCCCCAUCAUGGCGUAACAAAGCUCGAGAGUAGUACCAUGAAGUUGCGCGUUGUGUUCGAUGCCUCUUCCAAGUGUACCAUUGGAAUUUCGUUGAAUCAGACCCUGUUAUGCGGACCUAAACUGCAGCAGGAUCUGAUGGCAAUCUUAAUUCGUUUUCGUAUAGGAUCGAUGGCCCUGACUGCCGAUGUAAAACAAAUGUUUCGUCAAGUGUGGAUUGAACCGGGUCAACGCGACUAUCAGAGACUGACUGUCACCUUCGGAAUCGCUCCUUCUCCUUACUUCACAAUCCGUUGCUUGCUUCAACUGGCCGAGGAAGGUAGAAUCGGCUACCCGCUGGCGUCGGACGCGCUAAUGUCGUCGCUGUACGUCGACGAUAUCGUCACUAGCGUUCAAUCUGUUGAAGAGGCGCGCGAUCUCUGGAGCCAGUUGCAGCUGUUGCUGAGAAGGGGUCGCUUUCUCCAAAUUCUGGGACUCCAUUGGUGCUCUGAGUCGGACAGCUUCGGAUUUCGAGUCAAUCCGCUGGCCCAGGACUGCUCCAAGCGCACGAUCCUCUUGGAGCUGGCUCGCAUUUUCGAUCCUUUGGGGUUCCUGACUCCUGUGACAUUCACGGCCAAGCGAUUGAUACAGCAGCUGUGGAUUUUGAAACUUGACUGGGAUUUGCGGCCCCCGUUGGAGGUGUGUCAGCGUUGGGAGAGGUACCGAUCCGAAUUGGCCGUCUUGACCUCGCUUCGGAUGCCUUGUUCCUUGUCGUGCAGUAAUGUGAUUCGUCGUGAACUACAUGGAUUUUGCGACGCCAGUGAACAGGGCUAUGGUACCGUGGUUUACUUGCGCAUUGUGUCAUUCGACGGUAUAACGAUUCAGCUUAUUGGUUCAAAGUCGAAAGUGGCUCCGCUUAAGUCUGUUACCAUGCCAAGGUUGGAGCUUUGCGCCGCGUUGUUGCUCUCGGAAUUGCUGGCAUACCGGUCGGACUCAACGAUCACGCUCUCGUGGAUACGUUCUCCUCCGCAUCGGUGGAAAACGUUCGUGCGUAAUCGAAUUGCGCGCGUGCAGGAGAACGUACCCAUUUCGGCUUGGGGUCACGUCGACAUCCACUCGAACCCCGUGGAUUAUUGCUCGCGUGGCCUAUACCCCAAGGAAUUAUUGAACUGUACCAUUUGGUGGCACGGUCCGGAGUGGUUGGUGGAUUUCGAGCCUCGGUCCGAGCCUGUCCUCGAAUCGGGUGUGCUGGGGGAGGAGGAAGAGGCCCACAGUUGGACCUUUACUGAGAACAUUAGUGAAAGCCACAUCCACCACAAUAACAUCAUGGUAUCACUAGAUGUGACUGCAUUGUUUACUAAUGUUCCUAAAGAACUAGUACUCAAAGGUAUUAAAAACAGAUGGCAUGAAAUUUCCAAGGCCACGACACUUAGCUUACCUCAAUUUUCACAUGCAAUAGAUUUAACUCUCAAUUCAACCAGCUUUUCUUUCAAUAACCAGAUAUAUGAACAGAUCUUCGGUAGUCCUAUGAGGUCUCCCCUAUUCCCUAUAUUAGCGGAUAUAGUUAUGGAUGACCUGGAGACACAUAGUAUUAAUUCGUUGGAUUUCGAGAUACAGGGAGAACAACAAAAUGAUAACGAAUUAGCAUAG